UGACUGUCUUAUCUACUGAGAUGCUGUGUUUCCUAAUUCAACCCGAGACCACCCUAUCUAUGUAGGCCGGUCAAGCUCCUCUUCCCCUUGUGGUAGCUGUCCUUAAGCUUCAUGUCAACACGCUGCAUCCAGCCUUGAAAAAGCAAACGGCUAGCUGCAUAUUACUUAACAUUGAAAUCCUAUGGAAGAAACAACCUCCAACAUGUCGGAGCCAGCUUCCGUUCCUAGAGGCAAACCCGACCCCGACGUUGGUGACGAGCAUGCGGUGGUGGAGUCGGCAGAUACUGUCCAGGCAAUGUUGAAACGCCGUGCUGACGUGCGCAAGUCGUCCAAUUCAAAUGAGCUUACGCGAACUUCGUCGUCUUCGUCGGGGAGCAGCAAUUCUUAUCAAGAGGAUUGGGAGCCGUUUCCUCCUCUGGACAAGCUUACGGUGCUCGACCUCCUCAGUAAUCUGGCUCUUCCUCAGAAGCUCGAGAAAUGGCAGAAUACCCUGACGGCACAGAAGGAAAAGGUGAAGAGACAGCAAGAGAAGUUCAAAUCUACGAGCCUGCAGGCGAAGGAGAGGGUGGUUGGCGAAUGGCGGAAGAGAGUCCCGAAUUCAGACGAGCAGCUGGAGAAAUAUCGAAGACGAAUGAAGGACUCCGUUGAACGACUCGGCGCCCGAUGGAAUGACACCGCAACGGUGACCGCUCGCGAGAAACUCUCGUUCAUCGCCGGUGUCCUCAACAUCUUUAUCAGCGGAUACCUCAUCGGAGCGUAUCCAACCUAUUUCCAUUACUGGUUCACUCUCCAAAUCCUUUAUUUCAUGCCGAUCCGCUUCUAUACCUACCACAAGAAGGGAUAUCAUUAUUUCUUGGCCGAUCUCUGCUACUUUGUCAAUCUUUUGACGGUCCUGAGUGUGUGGGUGUUUCCACGAUCCAAGCGGCUAUUCCUGAGCACGUACUGUCUGGCCUAUGGUAACAACGCAGUCGCAAUCGCGAUGUGGAGGAACUCUAUGGUAUUUCAUAGCCUGGACAAAGUCACAAGUCUGUUUAUCCACAUCAUGCCUCCCGUGACCCUCCACUGUAUAGUUCACCUGACACCACCUGGCACGCUGCUGAAACGGUUUCCCGCCGCGUAUAAUAUCAAAUUCAGCGCACCGGGCUCGCCAGAACACUACUCUCUUGGGGCCAUGAUGCUCUGGGCUUCCAUUCCCUACGCAGUGUGGCAGCUGUCGUACCAUUUUCUCAUUACAGUGCGACGGCGAGAGAAGAUUGCCGCCGGCCGGCCAACUAGCUUUACAUGGUUACGCAAAUCAUACGCCAAAACAUGGAUCGGGAAGUUUGUUCUCAGCUUACCUGAAGCCCUACAAGAGCCAGCAUUCAUGCUGAUUCAAUAUACUUAUGCUCUUCUAACUUUGACCCCUUGUCCGCUGUGGUUUUGGUAUCGCUGGGCUAGUGGGACGUUCCUGUUCGUCGUGUUUUCGUGGAGUAUCUACAACGGAGCGACAUAUUAUAUUGAUGUUUUCGGUAAGCGAUUCCAGAAUGAACUGGAGCAGCUCAAGAAAGAUGUCAGCAAAUGGCAACCAUCCAGCGACGGGACAAUCACUCCUGAUGGGAAUGGUAGCAUGCCUAAGAGUCUCGAUGAUUUAGUUGUGGGGAUGCCGGAUAAUGCAGGUAAAUCGGCUUCCGAUGUAUCGUCUAGGCUGGAAGGGCAGCUGGCUGCUACCCAAGAGGACGCAAGUGCGUUGACGACGGUGGAUGCAAAGUCAUGA
This is a messenger RNA of Coccidioides posadasii C735 delta SOWgp, 1753 nucleotides long. RefSeq lists its product as uncharacterized. NCBI's taxonomy places the organism in Eukaryota, Fungi, Ascomycota, Eurotiomycetes, Onygenales, Onygenaceae. Gene Ontology annotation, biological process: phosphatidylcholine biosynthetic process. The record is from RefSeq and is a predicted model, not a curated record.